Molecule: messenger RNA, 850 nt
Organism: Galdieria sulphuraria
Lineage: Eukaryota; Rhodophyta; Bangiophyceae; Galdieriales; Galdieriaceae
Product: charged multivesicular body protein 2A
Exons: 2
Coding region: 127-771 (214 amino acids)
Biological process (GO): late endosome to vacuole transport; endosome transport via multivesicular body sorting pathway; protein transport
Cellular component (GO): multivesicular body; ESCRT III complex
Source: RefSeq, a predicted model, not a curated record
UUAAAAUUUGUGAUGUUUUCAUUCAUAGAAAAAAAAAGAUCGAGGAAUUUGUUUUAUUGAAAUUGGUCCGAGCUGGUUGGAAGUUACUCUAGAUCAGUUUUUACUAAACGUUUUAGUACCGUACCCAUGUUUGACAGAUUGAGGAAAAGAAAAGACAACUUAAGAGAAGAAAAAAGGACCAUUUCUCGUGUGCAAAGGGAAACCGAAAGAGAAAGACAAAGACUUGAACGAGAGGAAAAGAAAAUAAAGGAAGAUAUCGUUAAACUUUUCAAAAAGGGUCAAAAAGAUGCUGUCAAAACUUUGUCCAAGUCACUUAUGAAUAAUCGUCAACAGCAAGAGAGACUCUACAAACAGCGGUCCCAGUUGAGUGAAGUAAGCACUUCCAUGGUUGUUGCAAAACAAACUGGGAAAAUGGCGCAAAGUUUUGGUCAAGUUUCAAGUGUUUUAUCCAAAUAUAACGACUCAGCAAGAGUUGGUGACUUUAUGAAAACUAUGAAUGAAUACGAAAAGCAAAAUUAUACCCUUUCUGCCAAACAAGAAUAUAUGAGUGAUGCUAUCGACUCUGCGUUAGAUGUAGACGUACAAGAAGAGAGCGAAGAAGUACUGAACGCUGUUCUUGAUGAACUCAACCUUAACUAUGCUUCUCGAAUGGAAGCUGUACCCAAAGUGGUGCCAAAAGAGAGACAAAACGCUAUGCUCUCAGAAAGGAAAGCUGUGGAAGAAGGAGAUAAUAAUAUAGAAGAUAGGUUAGCUUCUUUGAGAACUCCUUGAAAUGUACAGCCUUUUCAACUUUAAAUUUUCAAUUAUUAUUGAAUUCUUAUCGAAAUUAUAUAAAAAUGAUAUAGCUCAA